Saccharomycodes ludwigii is the source of this 951-nucleotide messenger RNA. RefSeq names its product ATP phosphoribosyltransferase (gene HIS1). Gene Ontology annotation, cellular component: cytoplasm. The transcript is spliced from 2 exons. Gene Ontology annotation, biological process: L-histidine biosynthetic process. Bases 1 to 951 code for a protein of 316 amino acids. The record is from RefSeq and is a predicted model, not a curated record. Lineage: Eukaryota; Fungi; Ascomycota; Saccharomycetes; Saccharomycodales; Saccharomycodaceae. Gene Ontology annotation, molecular function: magnesium ion binding; ATP phosphoribosyltransferase activity.
AUGGAUUUAGUUAAUCAUUUAAAUGACAGAGUAUUAUUUGCAGUCCCAAAGAGGGUAAGGGGAAAAACAAACAAACAAAAGUGUGUUCACAUUUAUAAUACAGAGGGCCGUUUAUAUCAAGAAGUUGUUAAGAUUUUACAUGGAUCGGAUAUCAAUUUCCACAAAAACGAUAGAUUAGAUAUUGCGUUGUCAACUAAUAUGCCAGUAGCAUUGAUCUUUCUUCGGGCAGCCGAUAUUCCAACAUUUGUCGGCAUGGGUAAGUGUGAUUUGGGUAUUACCGGUGUUGAUGUUGUGCGUGAAAGCCAGGAAGAAAAUGUUAGUUUAGCGAUGGACUUACAGUUCGGUAAUUGUAAAUUACAAGUUCAGGUUCCGGAAAAGGGUGAUAUCAUUGAACCUAAAGAAUUGAUCGGUAAAACUGUGGUUACUUCCUUUGUUAACUUGUCUAGUGAAUAUUUUGCCAAAUUGGAAGGUACUACUGUGGAUAAAAUGACCACUAAGAUUAAGUAUGUUACCGGGUCUGUUGAAGCUUCUUGUGCCUUAGGGGUUGCUGAUGGUAUUGUAGAUUUAGUGGAAAGUGGUGAAACCAUGCGUGCGUGUGGUUUGAAGGCAAUUGCUACAGUUUUAGAAACCAGUGCUUAUUUAAUUGAAAACAAUAAGAGACCAAAGAGUAAUCCUGAAUUGCUUGAGAUUAUUAAGAGUAGAAUUGAAGGUGUGAUGACUGCUCAAAAGUAUGUCUAUUGCAAUUAUAAUGCACCAAAGUGCAAACUGCAGCAGUUACUGGAAAUUACUCCUGGUAGACGUGCCCCUACUAUCAGCAGCAUUAAUGAUGAUGGUUGGGUUGCUGUAAGCAGUAUGAUUGAAAGGAAAAACAAGGGACAUAUCAUGGAUAAAUUGAAGAGCAUUGGUGCUGCUGAUAUAAUGGUUUUUGAAAUAUCUAAUUGUCGUGUCUGA